Molecule: messenger RNA, 1668 nt
Organism: Capronia epimyces CBS 606.96
Lineage: Eukaryota; Fungi; Ascomycota; Eurotiomycetes; Chaetothyriales; Herpotrichiellaceae
Exons: 1
Coding region: 1-1668 (555 amino acids)
Biological process (GO): DNA-templated transcription
Molecular function (GO): zinc ion binding; DNA binding
Source: RefSeq, a predicted model, not a curated record
AUGAGUCCUUCCAAGCCAAAGCCGACGCCGAACCGCGACCCAGAGCCGGCUACUUUCGACUUCAUCAAUCCACCGACGUCUACGUCUUCAACAUGGCAGCCCGCCCUACUCUCCACGGGGACGAUCAAGAACUACGUUGGUUUCUACUUCACAAACAUGCACACGACAGCCUGCAUUCUCGACCGGCAAACCUUAGCAGAGACCAUUUCGACUCGACUUGCCACCGACUCUGAAGUGUACUGUCUCACAGCGUCCAUUUGUGCAUUUGUCAUGGUGCAGCCUGGUGUGAAUCUCGCCGUUGCGCCGGGCGGUUACUACGAUGGUGAGCCUCCAGAGAACCGCUUUGCCUACACGAACAUGCUUCUAGAAGACAUCACCCGUGUACGAAAAUCGAUCAACUAUAUUGGAUCACCCACAUUGAGCUCAGUCCAGAUCUCCUUCUUUUUGUUCAGCUGCUAUUUCAGCCUUGAGGAGCAGAAUAUGUGCUGGUUCCAUUUGCGCGAAGCCGCCACGCUGGCUCAGAUCUUAAACAUGCACGAGGAAUCCUCGUAUUUGGCUGGUGAUCCCGUCGAAAACUCGUACAAAAGAAGAAUGUACUGGUUGUUACUGGUCACAGAAAGGGCGUACGCAAUAGAAAGACAUCGUCCCCUAAGUCUGCAUGCUACCAUCGAUCUGCCAACCGCCCAAGGAGCGGCCGAAGAACAAAUCAUAUCGGGGUUCCUGCACCUUGCGAGUCUUUUCCGUUACAUUGACGACACAUUUAUGACCCUGUGGAAUAAGGCAAAAGGCAAGUGUACGGCAGUCUGGCUUUCGCAGCUGCAACACCAGCUUAGCAGUACGCUGCCCAGUCAGCUCGAGACAACGGAAAGCCAAGUGGUCGACAUCAAGAUUACCUUGCACUGGUUGCGCAUCAUGGUCUGGCAACUCUCUAUCGCCAGCGGACGUUUAUCAUCGAGCUCACCAGAUCCGUCCUUGACGUUCAAGUUCCCGGUACAGGUGGCAAGAGAUUUGAUCCAAGAUGUACGGCACAUAUCUUUAAACUCCAUGGAAGUCCAUGGGAUCGGAUUGAUCGAGAAGCUGUUCGAUGUAGCUUGUACGCUGACUGACAUAAUUUCCUAUGUGCCUCUGGAGCCUUCAGCAAAUAUCGAGGGUGAAACACCGGUGGAGUGCCUGAAUCAGUUCCUGGGCCUUAUUUCUCAGCUCCGCGGCGGCUCGUCUCGCUAUUUGCCCUUGCUUGUGGAAAAAAUCUCGGACAACCUCCAAAGCAUCGUUCCACGAGUCGAGCUUAGGCAGAUGGACAUUAAGCAAGGUCACGCUGGUGCGACCGAGAAUAUCCCUAAGCCGGCACCAUCGAAACGUCCACGAUUCUUGAUGCUGACUUGGGCCCACGAUCAGAGACCAAGGGGUGCUAUUCCUGAAUCAGAUUCACAAGCGCAGCAGCAGAAAUAUCAUGACCAAGGCCAGUUGCCUGCUGCAUGCAGUCCUAGUACCCAGGAAAGCGAUACGAGCACGACUCCAUCUAGCUAUUCUGGUUCUAGCGGUUACACUGCACAACAGCAGACUCACCAUCCCUUAGCUCCUGCACCAAGAUGCGUCCCGUCCAUGGAGGAGCGGUCCAGUUUGAGGCAUACACUGGUUGAUACAACAAAUUCAGGACAGCAAAAGUGA